Scophthalmus maximus (turbot) is the source of this 3177-nucleotide messenger RNA. RefSeq names its product adaptor related protein complex 5 subunit beta 1 (gene ap5b1). Gene Ontology annotation, biological process: endosomal transport. Lineage: Eukaryota; Metazoa; Chordata; Actinopteri; Pleuronectiformes; Scophthalmidae. The transcript is spliced from 3 exons. Gene Ontology annotation, cellular component: lysosomal membrane; AP-type membrane coat adaptor complex. The record is from RefSeq and is a predicted model, not a curated record. The coding region runs from base 183 to 3044 and encodes 953 amino acids.
GGCGGAAGUGAACUGUCACUCGCCCGGAAGCUGGGUGUGUGUCACGAGAAAUGUGUGCCUCGUUUUGAAGUAAAAAAAAAAAAAAAAAGAAGAAAAAGAAAAAAAGACCACAACAACUGUGCGCGCAAUGACCGUCGGGCGAGCUGAAGAGAGAGUGUAGGCUUUGGGAUUUGAGCGUCCCAAUGGCGGUGAACUGGGCCGACAGGGUCUCCGCCUUCUCCCGCAGUCCGUCUCGCUUCCUCUCGGGGACAACGGCCGAGGCGUUCCUGGCGGAGCUGCUCCGCGAGCUGCGAGACGACAGAGCCAGUGACAGUGUCAAGGUCCUCCUGGUGUCCCCGCUAUGCGAGCACCCGACUCUGCUGUGCCCCUCAGACUCUGAGGGUGAGGAGACGGCCCUGGAGCUCAUGUCGGUGUUCGCCCAGUGCCCGGCCAAAUCUGUGCAGCUCCGUUGUCACCUCCUCCUGGCCCUUGCCUCCGUGCUCGUGUGCUCCUCCUGCGUCAGCGUCCGUUCCCCGGCAUCUCGAGAUUUCCUGGACCUGCUCCUUCAGGUGUCCCAGGACACCGGGGACCUCCACGGUGACGGUGCCCUUCUUUCUCUCCGGGCCACAGCUUGUGACUGUUUGCGGGAGCUGGAAGCCUGCUCUCCCGGUCUCCUCUCCCAGCACCUCGAGCUCUUUGGCGGGCUCAGGCAGCGAGAAUCCUCCAGGUUCCACCAGGCCUACGCGGGACUUCACAGCCUGGUGCUGAGGAAUGCUGUGUAUCAGCUCACCCAGGAAACGGGAGCUGGUGCCGAGCAACUUAAAGCUCUUCUGGGGGGGAAUACAUCAGUUGCAUGGGAAGCGGACCAGGACUCAGGCCCGACAAAUAACACAGACUCGACCGUAUUGUCUUCUCUCAUCCUGGGGCCCAUGGGCACGGUGCCGUCCCUUCAGACGGGGCCCGACUGUAAGGAGCUGCGUUCAAUUCUGUCCUCCCUCCUGGAGGAGUCCUACCUGCUCACCCCUCUGUGUCAGGCUGCACUGCUGCAUAGACUGACGGAGGUGGUUGCCAUGGUGCCUGGUGUCCCUCCUGCCAUAUUCAGAGCUCAGCUGCUGCGGUUGCUGGGCACAAGCAAGGUCUGUCUCCUCCACACCACUCUGCUGAUGAAGUGUGCGUUCACAGACAGCCUGUUCAGCGCCGAAGACGAGGCGUUCAUCGUCAAGCGGCUGGUCGCACUCUCCCAGCACCCACUGCUGACUGACCCCGAGAAGCUGUUCUACAUGGACUGCAUCCUGCACUUUCCGGAGAACCGUCCGAUCGGCUGCGGCGACGGGGACGAGACGCUCCCCGUGCUGCUCACCCCCCGGCUGGCCGCGGCUCUCCUGCCCACCGUGUUCAAUGACAGCGCCACCAUGCUGGCCCGGCUCAACCUGCUGUCUCUGGUCUACCUGGAGGAGGGGGAGGAAGGGGAGGGGGGUGAGGGCAGGGGGCUGGCCUACCUCUACGAACACCUAAUGUCGCUGCUGCGCAUCGUGGAGAGCGGAGGCAGCAGAGAGACGGUCGUCGCCUUCUUCAGGGCUUCCUUCCUCUUCCUUUGGCACUUCUACCACAUGGAGUGCUACACGAGCAGCCUGGUGGAGAAGCUGUGCGAGCUCUACCUCCGCCACAGCCAGCUGGCGCCGCACCUCAUCGGCCUCGCCGACCACACCCAGGACAGGCUGUGCGAGUCCAACUGGGCUGAGGGGCUCCUGAAAGCCCUGCAGAGAGUCAUCACCGACGUCCCACUCGCCCAGCUCACCUCGCAAGACCUCCGCUCGCACCUCAAGACGCUGGCACGAGUGGCGGAGGAAGGAAAAAUCGCCCAGCGCAGCACCCUCCACUUUCUGUCCAGCAUCAUCGCUCCAUCCUCCUCGCUGUGCGUGAGCGGCGACUGGCGUCUGGGGAACUCCGUGUUGGCGGUUUGCCGUCGUUUACUCGUUCAUCCCAGCCUGGACUCGCUGCUCGUCCCUCUGGCCGACAUCCUGCAGCAUCUCGCCUGCCGCUACGGCGACACCGACGUCCAGGACCACGCCCGUCUUUACUACGCCCUCCUCACAACGCUGUCCCAGGAGAAGCUGGCCGGGGUGUUGGCGCAGGGCGCAACGGAGGGAGGGCGGCAGGUCAAGAAGCGAUCCCUGUCGAGCAUCGUGGCUGACAGCGAGGGGCUGACGAGCAUGCUGACCAUUCACCAGACGGAGAGGGCGAUAUUCAGCGUGGUCGAGAUGAAUCCUGAGUUACGACGAGACACGCAAGCAGACAAAGAAAGCGACCUGAACCAGAGCGAGGCAGGCGAAUGCCCAGAUGAGGCGAGCGCUGCACUGGAAGCCUACAGAAGUCAGUUUGACGACCCUGACUUUGCCUCUGAAAUCACCUUGAGCUACCAACUGGCCCACGCUCAGGAUCCAGACCCGCGCUUCGACCAGCUCUUCAGUAUUCGCCUGCACUUCAGCCUCACCGACGACCACUACGAGGCACUGAGUGACAUCAGCGUCCCGUGCCUCUUCAGAGAGAGGCCGCCGCCAGCGGUGCAGCUGAGGCUAAAGCCCAGACGGCCCCACCCGACCACCCUCCGAGCCAGCGCCAUUUUUACCACCCAAGAUGGGCUCUCCUGGCACACCGUCCUUCCUGCCAUCCGUGUGGCCUUCCAGCAGGCCUUCAUGCCCCUGCCCGCUCCCCCGGCCUGGAGGAGAGGCGGCAAACUGAACCUGUUCGAGGGAUUGUGGGAUGAAUUGUGCUCGGAGAGUGGGGAAUGCGCUGCCAGCCUGUUCUGCUGCCAGCUGAAGGAGGCGGCCCUGAUCGGCUUGGUGGAGAAGCACUUCCUCCCCUACCUCAUUUCAGACUGGUCCCGCAAAGAAGAGUUCAAAGUGCUCUUCUUCCUCCCGCCACAGUCUCACGUGCUGCUGAAAAUCCGGUCGGAGGAAGACGCCGUGCACUUCGACGUCGCCACAGACAACUGGCAGCUUUUGUCGCACAUAAGCUCGUAUCUACUGACAAUCACAUCCUCGCAGGAAGACACGCACAGCUGACCCCAGUGCAUCUCAUUGGCUCCUUUUUAAUCCAAAACAUUUAUUUGGCUUUUAACAAAAUCAUGUGAUUUUUUUUGUCAGCACUUUAGUUGUUUCAAUUCAGUUGAUUUAAAAUAAACUUAUUGCACUUUAA